AUGGUGGCUCCACGACCACGACCGCGAGUGCUCUCCAUCACAUACCCUUCAUGGGCGGGAGAAGAGUAUCUCGGAGAAUUCGAGUCGAAAUUCGACCUUCAUGUCCUGACUCCCGGCGACAGACAAACCACCGUGCAGCGGUUAGCAGCCAAAGUGGCGGCCGACGGCCCAUUUGACGCGCUGGUGAUUCUCAUGGGCAUCUUGCCCUACGAGCCUUUCGACGAGGAACUGCUGGGACCUCUGGUGCCGCAUUGCAAGGUGAUCGGGUCGGCCAGCGCGGGCUACAACGAGUUCGACGUGGACUGGAUGUCACGCAACGGCAUCGUCUUCUGCAACAGCCGCAACGCGGUCAACGAGGCCACGGCCGACAUGGCCAUCCUGAUGAUGCUGGGCAUUCUUCGAGACAUCCAGAGCUUGGAGACCAGUGUGAAGAAGGGAGCCUGGAGAGGCGGCAUUCCGGGUCCGUUGGUUCCCACCAGGGACCCGACGGGAUUGAAGCUGGGGAUUGUGGGCAUGGGUGCCAUUGGCAAGCAUGUCGCUCGUAAAGCCCGGGUCUUCAACAUGCACAUCAUCUACCACCAGCGCAACCGGAUGUCGGCCGAAGAUGAAGCGCUCUAUGGCGCCACGUACUGUUCCACCCUGGAUGAACUGCUGUCCAGCGCCGACGUCAUCUCAUUCCACUUCCCGCUGUCCGACAAGACUAAGGGGAUGAUCUCUCACGCGGAAUUUGCCAAGAUGAAGGACGGCGUCUUCAUUGUCAACACGUGUCGCGGGCCCGUCAUCGACGAGGAGGCCUUCAUUGCUGCCUUGGAGAGCGGCAAGGUGGCCAGGGCCGGGCUGGAUGUGCACCAUAACGAGCCUGAUAUCAAUCCAUAUUGGAUCGGGAACGACCGUGUCAUCAUCCAGCCACACAUGGGCGGCUUGACCGACGUGGCGUGGCAGCGGGCGUACAGAGAAGCACUGGAGAAUAUCCGCUCGUUCUUGCAAACGGGCAAGGCUAUCUCGCCGGUGAAUGCGGAUGCCGUGCAGCAGUUACAGAAGUAG
Messenger RNA from Capronia epimyces CBS 606.96, 1044 nucleotides. RefSeq lists its product as uncharacterized. Lineage: Eukaryota; Fungi; Ascomycota; Eurotiomycetes; Chaetothyriales; Herpotrichiellaceae. Gene Ontology annotation, molecular function: glyoxylate reductase (NADPH) activity; hydroxypyruvate reductase [NAD(P)H] activity; NAD binding. The transcript has 4 exons. Gene Ontology annotation, cellular component: cytosol. The record is from RefSeq and is a predicted model, not a curated record. Bases 1 to 1044 code for a protein of 347 amino acids.